Molecule: messenger RNA, 934 nt
Organism: Cucurbita pepo subsp. pepo (vegetable marrow)
Lineage: Eukaryota; Viridiplantae; Streptophyta; Magnoliopsida; Cucurbitales; Cucurbitaceae
Product: NEFA-interacting nuclear protein
Cellular component (GO): nucleus
Source: RefSeq, a predicted model, not a curated record
UUUCAUGUUUGAGAAAUUAAAUGGUUUGAAUCGCGUGAAAAUUUCCAACAGAUGAACUGAGUUCGGUUCGGUUCUUCAUCAGAAGCAUUGCAAGGGAGGAAUUCGAGAGAGAGUGACAAAAACUUGCAGGGAAGUGACUUUGUAAAACUAUAAUCCCUUCUAGGCCGUUUCUUUUCGGUGAAAAAUUCCUGUGUUCGAACUUGACGGCAAGCGAAAUGGAGGACGAAUCUGCGCGAGCAAUCCGGCUUAUGAGUUUCGUCUCUGAGGAACAGCUGGACGAAGCCAAGAAAACAAGGGGCGAACGAGUUGAGGAUGGCACUGCUCAAAGAGACAGACCCCUCUACGAGAUCUUAAAGGAAAAUAAAGACAAGCGUGAUGCUGAAUUUAAUGAACGGUUCAAGCACAGACCACCAAAGGCUCUGGACGAGGAUGAGACAGAAUUUCUGGAUAAAUAUGAAACAUCAAAGAGAGAAUAUGAAAGGCAAAUGGCUGAUGCAGAUGAACAAGAGCUUCGCAGUUUUCAAGCAGCAGUAGCAGCACAAUCUAUUUUGUUGAGUGAAGUGAGGGAAAUAACCCCCCCUGCUCCAGCAGCUCAGGAAAAGGCACCAGUUAGGAAAGAAACUCCGGUGACUCGACCCCCGAGUAUGAUUAUUAGAGUAAAGCCACAGGCAAAGAAAGCGAGGAUCGAACCGAGAAGCCCAGAAAAAGCUGGUAGCAGAGCUGAAAUCCCUAAUGCCAAAGCAGAGGAGGAUUCAGAAUCGGUAAGAACACAUGAUACCAGUAGUGAUAGGCCGCUUGAAGCUGCUACAACAAUAGGACUAGUUUCAUAUAGUGAUGAAAGUGAAGAUGAAGAUUAGCAAAUUGAGUUGGCUGUUAGAAUUUCCCCCCAACAAUCACCAAUAUUGUAUUAAAUUGGUUUGAGUUUCUGAAAUGA